Molecule: messenger RNA, 3243 nt
Organism: Fonsecaea nubica
Lineage: Eukaryota; Fungi; Ascomycota; Eurotiomycetes; Chaetothyriales; Herpotrichiellaceae
Exons: 1
Coding region: 1-3243 (1080 amino acids)
Biological process (GO): phosphatidylinositol dephosphorylation
Cellular component (GO): intracellular membrane-bounded organelle
Molecular function (GO): phosphatidylinositol-3,5-bisphosphate 5-phosphatase activity
Source: RefSeq, a predicted model, not a curated record
AUGGAGUCUUUCAGAGAGUUCGUCGCCAAUCAGGUCUUGGUCAAAUCUGGCGAUGACUCUGCAGAUGCAACUGAUGAUGCUUCCGCCGAUGGUACAGACGGGCAGGGCGGCGGACCCAAAACGCCUGCACAAGACGUUGAUGUUGACAACAACACCCCUCGAGUCCUCGAAGUCAACAAGUCCGAUUCGGACGAGACAGAGAAGGAAGUUCCUCAGAAAUAUCCUCAGCUGUCCAACAAUCCUCCGGAGUCGCCGCCUCUGGCGCCAGGGCAGCGAGAGGUUGAGGAUGAUGAGGACGAGUAUGAUCUGUCCAAGUCUUUCCACCGCACGGCGAGUCCUUCUCCGACGGCACUGCAACGCAAUAGGGGUGCACUUGUCAGCAAAGUGGGAGAGGAAGGCGUCAGCAAAAUGCACAAGUUUACCCUCCACGAAACCGCCAACUAUUACUAUAUCGUUGGUUCAGACCUUUUGGACUCGGCAUUUCGGAUACUGAAGAUCGAUCGGACGUCAGAACCGGGUGAGCUUAACAUUACGGAAGAUGACAUUGUCUACACCAAAAAGGAAACGCAGCAGAUUCUCAAUGCUAUUGACGAGGGCAAUCGAGCAACCGGCGGGCUGAAGAUCAAGACUAGCUUCUGGGGGCUCCUGGGAUUCAUCCGCUUUACAGCCCAGUAUUACAUGCUGUACGUGACCAAAAGGAGUCAAGUGGCUAUGAUUGGGGGUCAUUACAUCUAUCAAAUCGACAAGACGGAACUGAUGCCUCUGGUAACGGCAGCAUCCACCCGAACGAAAUCGGACCGACACCUCGAAGAAACGCGGUUUAUCGGUAUCCUGAACAAUCUCGAUCUUACCAGGUCCUUCUAUUUUAGCUAUUCGUACGAUGUUACCCGAACACUGCAGCACAAUAUCAUGCGCGAACGGCAAGCACUCCAGGAGGGACUGACAGAGCCUCACAAGCCAGACCAUAACGAUAUGUUUGUCUGGAACCAUCACCUCUUGCAACCCGCCAAAGAAGUUCUCAAGAACCCGUACGACUGGUGUCUGUCGGUCGUUCAUGGGUACGUCGAUCAAAGCUCACUGUCGGUAUACUGGGGCAGGGUAGUCUAUGUGACAAUCAUUGCCCGUCGAUCGAGAUUCUUUGCCGGCGCCAGAUUCCUAAAACGUGGUGCCAAUGACCUUGGAUACGUGGCAAACGACGUGGAAACCGAGCAAAUCGUAUCAGAAAUGCUGACCACUUCAUUUCACGCCCCAGGCCCCGUGCUGUUCGCAAACAACAAAUACACUUCCUAUGUGCAACAUCGUGGCAGUAUUCCAUUGCACUGGACUCAGGACAGCACAGGUGUCUCGCCAAAACCUGACAUCCAUCUUAACGUGGUGGACCCGUUCUUCAGCGCUGCUGCUCUUCACUUCGACAACCUUUUCAAGCGGUACGGAACACCCAUAUACGUGCUCAACCUGAUAAAGGCCCGCGAACGCACUCCAAGGGAGUCCAAGCUUCUGAAAGAGUACACUCUUGCGGUGAAUUACCUCAACCAAUUCUUGCCGAAGGACAAGCAGAUUGUGUAUCAUGCAUGGGACAUGAGUCGAGCAUCGAAAAGUAGAGAUCAAGAUGUCAUUGGCAGUCUGGAGGCAAUAGCUGAAGAUAUCCUUCCCAGAACAGGCUUCUUUCAGAACGGCCGUGAUGAGGACUCGGGCCUGCGUCUCCAAACCGGUGUCGCAAGAACCAACUGCAUCGACUGUCUCGAUCGAACCAAUGCUGCUCAAUUUGUGAUUGCGAAGAAGGCUCUCGGAUACCAACUUCAGGCGUUAGGGGUGAUCGAGCAUCCGUCGGUCGAGUACGACUCCGAUGCUGUAAACCUGUUCACCCACAUGUGGCACGACCACGGCGAUACUAUAGCUGUACAGUAUGGUGGCUCACACCUGGUGAACACCAUGGCCACGUACCGAAAAAUCAACCAGUGGACGAGCCAUUCGCGCGACAUGGUCGAGAGUUUCAAGCGGUAUUACAACAACUCGUUCAUGGACGCGCAGAGGCAGGAAGCGUACAACCUGUUCCUUGGAAACUAUGUCUUCGCCCAGGGCCAGCCCAUGCUUUGGGAUCUCACCACGGACUAUUACUUGCACCACUCCGAUCCGCGAUCCAUGUUUGGCAAGCGGCGACCGAGUUACCGCCACUGGUACACGGACGAAUACCUCGAAACGCCGCAGAUGCCGCCAUCGCUCUGGCCGCAUGAGCUGCGCGACCGACCGUUGACAUUUUUUGACGAUUAUUGGGUCGAAUACUACCGGCCUCUAUCCAUAUCGUCAUUCCGGAAGCUCUUCUCCUUCAAAAUGCGCUCGAAUCUACAAUAUAUCCCGAUCAGCUCAACUUCGGCCGGAAAGUACGACCUCAGCCCGUUUAGGGUGCGGACGGCGAACGACAGCGACGGAGAAGGGCAUGAAAAGGGGCAGGGGACUCGGAAGGGCGUCAAGAUAGUUGCGCCGUCGGACGAUACCGCGUCCACGAUCGGAGGAGAAACGAUGGUGUCGUCCGCCGACGGACGUUUGAAUUCGGCCACCCCAUCAGCAAUUGAGCCGACUCCGAAGCCCAGCACCCUGGGGCCUUGGCUCGACGCGCAGCAGCAGCUUCACAACGCCCUGAGAGGCCGCCGAUACACGGGCAUCAUCAAGGAACCCUCGUUCGAGGUCCAGUCAACCUCAGUGCCUAAGAUCCCAAGACUGCCAACCACCACGAGUAGUGACCUGACCAACAGCUCCCUUCUCCUUGGCCCACCCACAAAAGCCGAGCUUGCCCUCCACGCCUUCACAUCCCUCAUCGAAAACUCUCUCAACCCUCAGGUGCGCCAGUUGAAAGAGUACCAGCGCUACGUGGCACACCCGUCGACGAUCCCGUUGGUGGUGUCCAGCGACAUCGACUACUCCUCGGCGCCGCUCGAAUUCCUCGAGUAUCUGUCAAAGACCUCGUCCGACCCGGCCGAUCACAAAGUGCUCCGGCACUUUGACGACGAGCGCGGUGCGGUGACGCUGACGAUGGAGGAGAGGGCCGAGGCCAGCAUCGAUGAUUACCUGGAGUAUGUGGCAAGUGGGCAGGUCGAGGACCCGCUGACCGUGCUGGAGGAGGACGGUGGGAAGAAGCGAUACAAGGCCUACAGGAAGUGGCUGAGGGGGAAGAGCCUGUUCAAACAGCGGCCCGUGGUCGGCGAUGAGAUGGAAGGCAACGCUGAUGGGCCCGUCGUCGGCUAG